Messenger RNA from Rhopilema esculentum, 1758 nucleotides. The record is from RefSeq and is a predicted model, not a curated record. Lineage: Eukaryota; Metazoa; Cnidaria; Scyphozoa; Rhizostomeae; Rhizostomatidae.
AUGAAAAGUGGUAAAUGUUGUUUUCCACAGGAUGUUAUUUGCGUGGAUGAACAAGUAAACCAACCAAACAUAACGCCUGAAGAAGACCAGCAUGUUUCAUCUGAUGAAGAGGAAACAGAUGAAAGUGUCAGUGAUAGUGAUGAUGACUGGGAAACAAUGGAAAACUUGACUGAUGAUGAUGAUGGUGAUGAUGAUGACAAGGAAGAUGUUGCACAAAAUUCACAGGAAUGCAAAAGCGAUGAUAAGAAAAGCAACCAACAGUAUGAAAAGAAAUACAUUAUAUUUCAGUCAAUGCUGUUAAAGUUAUUUAGCAUGUUUUGUUUUAUCUGCAAAUCUGGAAAACCCUCUGUAAAGAUAAGAGAGAAUGGGACAAUGGUUGUUGUGACUCAGACCUGCAAGGACUGUGGUGGGUCAUUUCAGUGGAAAAGCCAGCCAAUGAUCUUCAAUCGAUACCCUGCUGGAAACAUACUUAUGAGUUUCGCAAUGUUGAUGGCUGGAGCCAAAAUAAGCCGUUUCUUGUUAGUCUGCAAGCAUAUGGGUUUAUCAGUAAUAAGCCCCAGAACCUACCUUUACCAUCAGAAGAAGUUCCUUUUUCCUCAGAUUCUCUCCUUUUGGAAUUCAUACAGAGAAAAACUAAUCAAGGGAUUGGAAAGUAAAAGAAACAUUUCAUGGGCAGGAGAUGGUCGUUUCGACUCAAUGGGCCAUAGUGCAAAAUUUGGUCUUUACUCCAUGCUUUGCCCAACAAUACUGAAGAUUGUGCAUUUUGAGCUCAUCCAGGCAAACGAGGCAGGUAGCAGCAACGGAAUGGAGUUGUUGGGAGCGAAGAGAUGCUUUGAGAAUUUGAAAAAAGAUGGCAUAGUUAUAAAGAAAUUUGUAUCUGAUCGCCAUUUAGGAAUAGCAAAAUGGAUACGUGAAACACAGAAAGAAACAACCCAUCUGUAUGAUAUUUGGCAUGUUGCAAAGUCUGUGUGUAAAAAGGUUUUAGCAGCAAGCAAGCAAAAUGGAUUUGAAGUUUUAGGAAAAUGGAUAAAAAGCAUUCGUCGUCACAUCUACUGGUGUUGUACUUCAACCAAAGAAGGAUUUGGAGAGCUAAUAGUUGCAAAAUGGAAGUCUUUUUUUUACCAUGUUGCAGACAUGCAUGAAGGGCAUCCCAACGAAUUAUCCACCAAAUGUUCUCAUGGAGAACUUGGCAAAAGGAAAUGGAUCAAAAUUGGUUCAGAACCUUAUGACAAACUAUGUGCCAUUGGUUUGCAUGGAACCUUACUUGGUGAUAUGUCUAGGUUGUCACCUGAUGUGCAAACAAGCAGUCUGGAAGGCUUUCACUCAUUACUAAAUUACUGGCAUCCAAAAAUGAUUGCGUAUUCAUACCUUGGAACAGUGUGUAGGACAAUUCUAGCCAUACUGCAUUUUAAUGAGAAUGUCAAGAGGGAGAAAAGAAGAACAAAACAGGGAGAGGUUUCAUACCACAUCACAUACCCCAAAUUCAAACUUGGAGAUGAGGUUGUUAGAGCAAUAGCAGUCCCUCCAACAUAUGGAUAUGUUGAGGAGAUGAGAGGCAUGCUUUUUUCGUUAUCAAAAGAGGAUAUUGAAGCAAUGGCCACUAGAAUGGCAGAGUAUACGGCAAAAGUCCCAGAGCCCCUGAACAGAAAGUUUACUGAGAAAAACUCACGUGAAGAGGCAAUUGCUAAAUGGAACGCAAGGAAAGUCAUGCAAACAGAUUUGUUUCCCCCAUGUAAGUUUUGCCACUAUAGCUACUGA